Oryzias melastigma (Indian medaka) is the source of this 6217-nucleotide messenger RNA. RefSeq names its product glypican 3 (gene gpc3). Gene Ontology annotation, biological process: cell migration; regulation of protein localization to membrane; positive regulation of canonical Wnt signaling pathway. Gene Ontology annotation, cellular component: plasma membrane; extracellular region; cell surface. Bases 835 to 2370 code for a protein of 511 amino acids. The transcript has 9 exons. Gene Ontology annotation, molecular function: protein binding. The record is from RefSeq and is a predicted model, not a curated record. NCBI's taxonomy places the organism in Eukaryota, Metazoa, Chordata, Actinopteri, Beloniformes, Adrianichthyidae.
UGUUCUACAGUCACUUCCUCCUGCAUGAUUUUCUGCAGCAGCAGUUGCGUUUGCAUCUAAAUUAUGCGCCAUUCGUACCCUCGCUGCAGCUUAUUACACGCAGUGCAAUUCAUCUCAAAUGACAGCAGCCCGCGCAGCGCAUCCGUCCAGUCGCGCACACCCACUCGUGGCCGCUGUCGCAGCCCACAUCAGCAGUUUACACGGGGGUUGAGAUCUUUGCGCGCUCAGCCGGUGGCUCAAAGGGGCGCGCGCUUCCCGUGAGCGCGCACGAGCAUCCGGGGCCCCAUCCAUCAGCGCAGAGAGCUGAUUCGGUGCCGCGUAAGUGAAGGAGUCAUAAGUUCCAGCCGGCGGCGUGCGUAAUGAGACCCUUGGAGCAGCGCAGGGAGAGAUGCUGACCCGCGCGGAGCCGGGAGAUGCGGCUUCUUCACGCCAGCGCAGGCGCGGAACCCUCCUGUAACUUUUGAUGCUGCUGAAGUUUACCGUUCGUUCGCCCUCACGUCCGCCUGCCAUGGUUAAGGUUUGCUCGUCAGCGCGCGGAGCGCUCCUCCUGUGCGCCUUCCUCCAGCUUUUCCCGCUCCCCGGCGGACAGGUGCCAAACUGCCAGGAGGUCCGCGCAGUCUUCCACUCCCUGCACCCCGGCUCCAAGUGGGUCCCCGAAACCCCGGUGUCAGCUCACAUAAAUCAAUGAGUUCUAUUUGACUCCAACAUGAAACAACCCUCCUUCAGAGCAGACUUCGAUUGGAGGACAGAUGUAAACAUCUCCCUGCAAAGCGUUUGUUUGGUGCCGAUCUGCAGAUCUGCCAAACCAAAGGCCCGACCUGCUGCUCCAAGAAGAUGGAGGACCGCUAUCAGGUGGCUGCACGCAGCAACAUGGAGUCUGGUCUGCAGGUCGUCAGCUCGCAGCUCAAACGUCUCAUCAUCCAGAACGCUGCCAUCUUCCAGGAGGCCUUCGACCUGGUGCUGCGUCACGGCCGCAACUCCACCUUGACCAUGCUGAAGUCGGAGUUCCCGGGUUUGGGAAGCGGAGCCCAGGGCUCAGUGGUGCAGCUCUUCCGGGAUAUGUCCCUUUACACCCUGGGCUCGGACUCCACGGUGGACAACAUGGUCUCCGUGUUCCUCAGCAAACUGUUUCCCCUCACGCACCGCCGCCUCCUCGGGGGAAGCGCCGCCUCUGUGAAGGAGGAGUGUCUGCGGGGAGCCUGGAAGGACUCGGGAGCUUUUGGCUCCUAUCCUAAAUUGAUAAUGACACGUUUGUCUCGCUCCCUCCUGGCCACACGAGUCUUUCUGCAGGCGCUGAACCUUGGCAUCGAGGUAGUCAACACCACGCACCAUCUGCGACCCAGCAGAGACUGCAGCCGGGCCCUGCUCCGGCUGUGGUACUGCCCGCACUGCCAGGGCGUGCUGGGCCCGCCGCCGUGCCGGGGCUUCUGUCAGGCCGUGAUGCAGAGCUGCCUGGGGGGAGCGGCGGAGGUGCAGCCCCAUUGGAGGAGAUACAUAGACGGGCUGGGGAAGCUGGCUGGUGGCAUGAGGGGGGAGCAGGACAUGGAGGCGGUGGUGCUCCGACUGCCUGCCAUGAUUAAACUGGCUCUCAAGCAUGCUGUGAGCACGCGCAGCCACCUCAGCACCCUGGUGAGCGGGAUCUGCGGACACGCUCCUCAAAGGGCCGCGCGCUCCAUCGACCCUCCUCCUCCUCCUCUUCAUCAGCCCCCCGCCGCCACCGCAGCCCGCGGCGCUCAGCCCUCGGACUCUGACGAGACUUUGGCGGGCCUCCGCAGGGAGUUCAUGACCAGCUUGAAAGGCUUCAGCACCUUCUACAGCGGUCUAGGGGAGGCGUUGUGCAGCCGAGAGCCCACGUCGGCAAACCACUCCCUCUGCUGGAACGGGCAGGAAAUGACAGACAGGUUUUCUGGUCCUGGUCUGAAGCGCCUUCAAGUCGAGUCCAAGAGCAACAAGCCUCUGGAGCCGAUCAUCAGCCAGAUCAUCGACAAACUCAAACACAUCAACCAGCUGCUUCAGAUGGUGGCAGUGUCGGAGAAACGCUGGCGAGCCCAGUCACGUGGAGGUGGAGCAGACGGCUGGGGCGACGAGGACGAGGAGGGCUUCCAGAGCGGAGACUGUGACGAUGAAGACGAGUGCAUGGGGGUGUCUGGGCUGGGCCCGCCACUCAGGCGCAAGCGGUUGCGCAUUUUUGCAGACCUUUCUGAUAACCUGGCCAUGGACGACUUCGCCUUCCAGGAGCAACUGUUGACCCCUCGACUUGCGACCGGUGGAGUCGGAGGCGUGUCCUCGCCGGCGGCUUCGCUCAAGAGGAGCUGCUUGGUCUCUGUUCACUCUGUGAUGGUCGCCCUGCUUCUGGUUUGUCACCACUGACCCAUACGGCUCAAUCCACCAAGAUUCAACACAAACUAUGUGGAAAAGCUUUGAGCUCCUGGUAUGAGUGGCUCAUCAGAAGAAAAGCAUUUAGCUUCCCGAUUUGUCUCAAACAGAACUCGUUUGAUUCAGAUUUAGUGGAUGUUCCUAAAAAACUACAAAAACCCUCUUGAUUGAAGAGGUGAAUUUGUAAACUACUCACUUUACGCUGUUUUCUUGUCUCACCUGCUGAACAUCUCUCUAGUAGAGAUCCUCAUUUUUAGCUUUACAGAGAUGGACCUUCCACCUGGUAAUGUGUUUGAAGUCCACACUGAGUUAUGGCCCUGCAGGAGCAGGCAGGACAAGGCAGACGUGGGCUCCUGGCCCUUUCCUCCAUGACAGUGAAUGAUCUCCACCAGCAUGAAACCUGCGAGGUUUUAGUAAGAGCUGCGAUCCUGAAGGCUCAGGGGAGCCUGACUUAUGUAAGACGGAUUUUCUGACAUUUUUACCACCUUAAAGACCCACUCAGAUGAAUGAUGAUUGUGUUUUUAACAUGUUCUACUGGCAUUUUAUCACGAUAGAUGAAAGAAAAUUACAAUUAAAUUGCAUUUCUGAGUAUUUCUUUAUUCAAAUUGUUGCAAAUCUGGAGCAAAUUAAAAAAUACAUUUGAGUAGUGACAAAAUCUUCCUGCUCUGCUCCAUUCUGAUACGUCCACUUGCAGACAAAUAGAUCCAUGAAUGUCUUUUUUUCUGUCUCAAAACAGUACACCUGGAUAGCUCCAAUAUUCCUUGCCAAUUUUAUUUCACUGCUAAUGUUAAAUUGGGGUGGUGAGAGGCUAUAAGCUACCAGGAGAGUGCGUAAAUAGAUGGAUGAUGGGAAAUAAGGGCAGGCUUACUCUGUGCCAACACUCCCGUCCACAACUCAGAGGUAAAUUUCCAUGAAAAUAUGUCGAGUUUGGCCAAAUAUGACGCAAAUAUAAUUAAAAAUCUUCUGAGAACUCUUUGAAAAUGAGAGUGGGUCUUUAAGAUGUUUAAGAGCUGAUCAUCAGCCUGACAAACGUUCAAAUGUACAUUUUUCUGUGUUGGUUCCACGUUUACAAAAUGUAUUUGCAAUAUCAUGUGGAUUUAACUACUGACAAACUACUGUGAUGAGUAUAUGCAUAUUUCUAGCUUUCCAUUUACUCCUGCUCAUAAACCAUUCAAGUAUAAAUAUGUACAAAGCAUUCGUAAAUAAACCGUGUCAUGUUCGUUUGUAUUGGGCUCCUGCAUUUUAUAAUAUGGGGUUAGAAUUGGAAAACUUCUGUGUUCUAAAUGUUUCAGUGGAACCACAUUUUAUUUCACAGUUCUUUUUAAUUAAACUCGUUUUUUGUAAAAGUAAAGUCCAGCUCCUUUGUUGUUUGGAGCAUGUGUGGAUGUUAUUUAUAAUUCAAAACCUAUUUAUGUCUGUGCUUUAAAAUGUCGUCACAUUUAGAGAAGAAAGUUCAGUUUGUUUGAAUUGUGUUCAUACUGGCAAUCAGAACAAAAAUUGGUAUUUUUGUUAUUAAAAAUUGUGAAUUUCUCUUAUAAUUUAAUUUUGAAAACAUUAAUUAUAAACUCAAAAUCUGAACUUCAUUAAAAAUCUGUUUUCAUCUUUCUGUUGUGUAAAUUUGAUCAAUUUUAUUGAACAAUAAUAUUUAAGGUAAAUUUAUACAAAAAAAAGUUACAAAUCUUCAAACUGCUGAUUAGUAGGGCAAACAUUGAAGAGAAAUGAACAUUUUCAUUUGGAUCAGAACUCUUAAAAACCAGUUUGGCAUAAAAAAAUUAAAUUAAAUUUAAGGUAAUAGUUUUUGUUGCAAAAAUGUGAGAACAGUUUCCAGCUUGUUUGAAUCCCCCUUUGCCGAUCUCCAACCCGGAUAAAAUGCAGGUUUUAUCAGGAAAACUUUCUGCAGAACCAAAUGUGUAGAUCAGUGAUCAACGCUUAUUACUAACAACACUUAUAUAAUAUGUGAUGUGCAAAUAACCCAUUUUUUUAUAUCAAUUUGUAAACUAUUUUUAAAUGAAUAAAAUAGACCAUAUAAUAGGCUAUUUCAUUUCAGUUACAAUUGUAAUCCUCAAACUAAUUUUACCAAUUGUUGUGUUUUUUAAUUGUAUAAAAUGACCAGCAGGAUAAUAAUGUUUCCAUAAAAUAACGAAUAAAAACCACAGAAGAAUAUCUUAAAGGAUGGAUGUCAAGAUGAAGGGCUCUUAAAAUUUGUACAUUUAAUGAGGGCACAAUCAGAAGCCGUCAGUAAAAUUAAGCACUCUUUCUUUUUUUAAUCAUUUAUGAAUAUCGUUUUUCCCUUUGAUAAACUUCAUUGAGCUUUUAAAAACAUGAAAAAAGUAGUUUGUGUUUCAAGAAAAAAGCAGAAAAAGAAAGUUGUACGUUCUCGUCAAAAAUAUGCUGAUGUUUGAAUACAGAAUAAUCCAGAAAGUGAAACUCUAUUAAAAUGUAACCAUAACACAGUUUUAUUGAUGUAAGAAAUUCGGCUGAAAUUGAGCUUUUGGUUUUUGUUUUACAUUUUGAUCUUUCCUAAAAGAAAUAAAGUGAAAAGCCCCUAGUGGUGACUUGAUGAAUAGCACCUAGCUCCAGUUGCUGAACAAGUUUCGAUUUCAAGAGCCUUCCUCUUUAAUUGAUUAAUAAAUAAAAUAAAAUAAAACUCAUAAAGCAAGCCAGAGUUAAAAUUGAAAUUUCAUGAAAUGUUUGACACAGCUUUGUUUUGAUUCCGAUGAACUGGAAGUACACAGUUUUUGUGCAUUUUGGUUCGUUCAGGACACAUCCCUCUUCCAUGCUGUCAGCACACAUCACCGCUGACUCUGUUUAUUUUCACAUUCACGAACCAAAAAGUUUUUCAUAAAAAAAGGAUUUACUUUUUCUUCCUUUCACAGGCUCUGCAUUGACUAUGUUUUAUUUAUGUCAUUGCCCAUUAUGUCAUCUCAUACCGUGAGGCUCCAGCUGGCGUGUGCAUCAUCCAGCAGUAAAACGCUGAAAGCCAGCAUGUGCGUCUGUGCUGAAUCCUGUAAGAUGAGGAUCUUGUUCCGUUCACUGACAGCAUCGUCUCAAAAAGGUUACAGUGAUGAGAUCUGUAGCUUUUAUGUCCUGCUGCUCAUUUCCAACUUCCUCUGCUGUAUUUUAUCCAACAUCUCAAGGUUUUUGGAGGUUUAAAGCUGCAGCGCACUAAAAAAUGUGUUUUUGGUGUUUUUUUAUUAUGUUCUUGUGGCAUUUUUCGGAUGAUGGAGGACAUAUAUGUAAGGAAACUUCAAAAUAGAGUAUUUUUUAUUGAAAUCAUUGUGAAGGAGCAGGCAAAAAAUUUCGUUGUGACAUAAAACCAACAGCAAACUACAACUACAAACAACUACAUUCUGAUGCAUCAAUUUGCAGAUUCAUGAACAUUUUUUUUUUUUACUUGUCUGAACUGUACGGCUGCAUAGCUCCAAUAUCCCUCCCAAUUUUUGCGCUAUGAGUCAGAAUUUUCAAGUUUUUUUUUUUUUUUCAUAUUAUCCCCCGUCUAUCACUGGACUGCUACCGCGCGACCUGGAAAUGUGCUCGGGCGGCCUCUGACCGGCCUCAACUUUGAGAGAAAAAUUGUUUAGUCACAACAAAUUUUUAACUUUUUCUUAAAACCUGCCGAAUCUUCUGUAAAACUUGCAUUUAGGUGGCCAUGCGGUGACAUUUUGGGAUAUGUCAUCUAACUCGGAGGUGAAUUUCUGACGAAUUCCUGCCGCUCUGCAGAAACUAUGUCCUAGAACACGACACAGGUUCUUUGAUUUUGUCUAGAAAAUGCAUUAUUAUAAUUAAAAGACAACAACUUUGAAGGAGUGAAUUGAAAUGGCUCAAUAAACUACGACCGCUA